Messenger RNA from Gambusia affinis (western mosquitofish), 2141 nucleotides. It is a transcript of the gene anxa13, whose product is annotated as annexin A13. The transcript has 11 exons. Lineage: Eukaryota; Metazoa; Chordata; Actinopteri; Cyprinodontiformes; Poeciliidae. The coding region runs from base 173 to 1123 and encodes 316 amino acids. Gene Ontology annotation, cellular component: cytoplasm. Gene Ontology annotation, molecular function: calcium-dependent phospholipid binding; calcium ion binding. The record is from RefSeq and is a predicted model, not a curated record.
CCAGCCGGGGAAUACGUCACAUGGGAACGUAACGGUUAACUGACGGUCCGCGGUGACGUCACGCUCCAGCUCCCACUGCUUUUCGGGUCACAAGUUGGACUCGCGACGGGAAACGAUUUUUCCCAAAGACCCACCGCCGCCGACCACUUCAUCCGCUACCGCAGGAAAAGAAAUGGGCAACUGUCAACCCACAAUUUUCCCCUAUGAGGAUUUUGACGUGGUGGCAGACAUCAAGGCCAUCCGCAAAGCCUGCAAAGGGUUCGGAACCGAUGAGCAGGCCAUCAUUGACAUCCUGGCUAACCGCAGCUCAGCGCAGCGGCAGGAGAUCAAGGCGGCUUAUUUUGAAAAAUACGACGACGAACUUGUGGAUGUGUUGAAGAGUGAGCUGUCGGGGAACUUUGAGAACGCCAUCCUGGCCAUGCUGGAUCCGCCCGUCAUCUACGCCGUGAAGGAGCUCAGGAAGGCCAUGAAGGGACCGGGAACCGACGAGGACGUCCUGGUGGAAAUCCUCUGCACCGCCACCAACGCUGACAUCGCCUUGUUCAAGGAAUGCUACUUUCAGGUGCAUGAGCGCGACCUGGAAGCGGAUAUCGAGAGCGAUACGAGCGGAGACGUUAGAAACCUCCUCAUGGCUCUGCUGCAGGGAAACAGAGAUGAGAGUUACAACGUGGACGAGGAGCUGGCGGAGCAAGACGCCACCGCUCUGUUCGAGGCUGGCGAGGGUCGCUUCGGGACAGAAGAAUUCACCUUCACCUACAUCUUGGCCAACAGAAACUACCUGCAGCUGCAGGCCACCUUCAAGAUAUAUGAGCAGCUUUCUGGAACUGAAAUCCUGGACGCUAUUGACAGCGAAACGUCUGGAACGCUGAAGAAGUGCUACACUGCUCUUGUCAGAGUGGCUAAAAACCCGCAGCUCUACUUUGCCAGGCGUCUGCACAAAGCCAUGAAGGGAGCGGGAACAGAUGAAGACACUCUGAUCCGGAUCAUCGUGUGCCGCUCCGAGUUCGACUUGGAGACGAUCAAAGACAUGUACCUGGAGAAGUACGACGUGUCCUUGAAGGACGCCAUCCGGGACGAGUGCACCGGCGACUUCAAGCGCCUCCUGGUGGCCAUUUGCCACUAGACGCUGCAGGAGUUUUCAUCAAGCCGACUGAAACUCUCUAGUCCCUGCAAGGCAUUAAGACGGAGCAGAGUUAUUAUUAAUCUCCCUUUAACAAGGAUCCAGUUUUAGCUCUUAACAUUUAUAAAGACACUAAGAUUUCUGUGUUUGUAACAAAAGUGAAACCCCGCUGAUGUCACAGUGAUGUCAUAAAUCAUGGCCCUCUUCACUGCUGCUACCACUUAUGCAAUCACUCCAUUUGGAAUGAAGUUUCUGCUUUUCUUGAAGGUUUUGUCUGUUAAUGAAGGAGCUAUCAUGAAAGAAACAAUUGUCAUUUUUGAAAUAAUCAUGAUUUGCUUUAGGUUGUGUUUUUUUUUCUAUCUUGAACUACAACACUGCCAAACCACAAAAUCUUACCAAGUAAUUUUAGUCUACUUUAUAGUGCAAAUAUCUUUGUGCACUUGAAAUAAGACAAAACUAAUUUAGAAAUAUGUAGGACUUUGAUUUAAGUAAAUAAUUUCUUUAAUAUUGAUGAAAAAGUACUAGUUCCAAUGGUAAAUAAUUUUACAUAUAACAAGACAUUUUUCUAGGUCAUAAAUAAACCAAUCUGCCAUUAUUUACUCAAAAAUAAGCUCCUAAUUUUGCAGAAAAGUUACUUGUAAGUUAGGGUUUUUUUUUCAACUGUACUAAGAUAUUUACACUAUAAACUAGACUAAAAUUUCUAGGUAAGAUUUUGUGUUUUUGCAGUGCAUGCCUUUAUAAAUCCAAGUGCAUUUCACCUGAUUACAUCCUUGUUUUGUAAUUUCUUCCUAACAGAGAUUAGUAUUAAUAUAUAAAAUUAGAGCCAGUACAGAUGUUAUACUGUAUUAACUGUGUUUAGAAUAUCUGAAUUUAACACUGAGAUAAUCUGAUGAUUUUUUUUUUUAUUAUUUGUGUCUAUUUAUGGCAGAAAUUUUAACAUUAAUAGACACAAUAAAUACUGACAACAUAAACAUUCUGUAGCCAAAGAGUUUACUUAAUAAAGUUUACUGUAUAAUCAUUG